GAGCCAACAAAUCCCUUGCAAUUUCUCUCCUCAUCCCUACCAAAUUCACCAAAGCUCUUUUUCUUUCAUAAAGUUUGUGAGUCACAUCUUGAACCUCACAAACUUUGAGCUAAGCCACCAUCCAUUUCACUCUUUUUUCUUCAAUUGUUGAGAGAUCAAGAUUUGUGUUGGUGAUUCUUGAAGUAGAUCCAAGUUUGUGCAAGAUUUGUGCAACGCUCGUGCUAAGAAGAAAUGGAAAGUAUCAAACAAGAGAUUCUUGAACUCCGCAAAGAGGUGGUUACUUUGAAGGCUGGUAUGGAGCAUCUGACUGCUCUGGUUGAGGCUCUAGUUGCUGCCCAAGUCAAUCCUCCUAUGAUGGAAGAAAGGAUGGCAAAGGUCUUUCUUGAAACUCUGAACUCGUUCUUUCCCAAGGGGACAGUAGUCAGUACACCUGCUGACUUCCACAGAGAGGUGGGUAUGAAAGCGCUUCUAGAAAAGGAUGUCCGAAAGGAAUGUUUGUUUGAAGAAGGUAACUCAGCUGGAAGUGUGAAGAAGUUUGGUAAUGACUUUUCAAAGAAGAGAAUCAGGGGAGGAAACAAUCAUCAUCAACAUCAUCAUGUUUCCUAUAUCAUUCCUGUAUCCAAUUCAAUUCAUGCAACUCCAGAUUAUCAGCAAAGUACUCGUCAACAAGCUCCUCCACUGAAUGAGCAAAAUCAAUCUCGAAAGCCUAAUUUUGAUCCUAUCCCUAUGACCUACACAGAAUUGUUCCCUGCUCUAAUUCAUAAGAAUUUGGUUCAGACAAGGUCACCACCUCCAAUUCCAGAGAAGAUUCCAUGGUGGUACAAUGCUGAUGUUACUUGCGCUUUUCAUCAGGAUGCUCCCGGACACAGUUUAGAAGAUUGUUGGGCUCUAAAGGUUGAAGUUCAAAGAUUGACUCGUGCUGGUAUUUUGUCUUUCCGAGACAUUGGCCCUGAUGUUCAAGCCAAUUCUUUGCCAAAGCAUGAAUGAAUCACUAUUGAUGGUAGCCUGAAGUUUGAAAGAUGUUUCCUUCAGCACAAACCCAGAUGGAGAAAGCCUUCUCAGUUUUUUUUAGUAUUCUUAC
Molecule: messenger RNA, 1081 nt
Organism: Vicia villosa (hairy vetch)
Lineage: Eukaryota; Viridiplantae; Streptophyta; Magnoliopsida; Fabales; Fabaceae
Exons: 2
Coding region: 232-987 (251 amino acids)
Source: RefSeq, a predicted model, not a curated record